Ostertagia ostertagi is the source of this 828-nucleotide messenger RNA. The record is from the annotation of a GenBank genome assembly. Lineage: Eukaryota; Metazoa; Nematoda; Chromadorea; Rhabditida; Trichostrongylidae.
AUGGAGUUCCUUGGAGCCGUGUAUAUUGAAACGGAACUGGAGGGAGGUAAUCGCAGUGUGGUGCCUUUUCACAUUAGCCCGACUAAGGACGAGGAACUUAUUCUGGGCACCAAUGCUCUGGGAAGGUUAGGGAUCAAAGUAUCCGUAGGGCUCACAACAAGAAAAAGAGGAGAUAGAGGAGAUGUGACAGUGAAGGAGCGUGUGUAUGUACCGCCUCGUAGGGUCGCGCUCGUAUCAGUGCUAUGCAGUGGUGACCGUUUGGAAGAGGUGGAGCGAGUGAUUUGGCCUACCAAGGAGGGGGUAGCAGCCGGCGUGUACAGUAUCCGAAAUCAGGAAGCGGUUGUGCCUGUCUUCAAUAAUAGUGAUGAAGGGCUGGUCCUCAAGCAAGGCGAAGAGGUAGGGCGCUGGGGCACCGACAAGUGGCAUCAGCGAUGGGAAGAACUCAACCCACUGAAGAUGGAUAAUGGAGAACACAGGUGGCAAGGGCAAGAAAGGCAUACGGAUCUAUUAACAGUACAUCCGGAUGCGUUUGCAGUAUGUGAGAGAGAACUUUCUCAGACAGAUAUGACAGAAAUGUCCAUCGACACGGGAAACAGUAGCCCUAUAAAAAUGAAAGCAAGACCCGUUCCGUUAGGGAUCAGACCGAAAUUGAAAGAGCUUUUGACAGACUUACUAGAUAGGAAUAUAAUCGAAAAGAGCAAGUCGGAGUGGGCCUUCCCUAUAGUUCUAGUUGAGAAAAAAGAUGGUUCCAUUCGAUUGUGUGUGGACUAUAGGGAACUCAACAAAAGAAUAAAAUUAGACGCCUAUCCACUUCCAAACAUAGAAGCU